GUAGGACCUGUUUUCCCUUAUUAUUUCUCUGCUCUCUAGCUAGCUUCAUUUCUUCCGUCCCACCGCCCCUGCCCGCUUAGCACUGUGCCGCACGGCGGCAGAGGAUCUCAAUCUUCCCCACUUCUCCCCAUCUUCUUUAUUCGCCGCAUAACAUAGAAGAAUUAUAACUACGUAUUAUGGAAACAGCUCUCUUCUCACCAUCUUCUCUAUUCGCCGACUCCGACGACAACUCUGCUGAUGAGGAGAUAACAGAUUCUCAAAACCAAAACUUCGUAGAGAGGAGCCACCAGUUUCCUGGGAUGGUAUUGCUUGUUCGAGAGUUUUGUUUCCACGUGUUGAAUGCAAAUUUACUUUGGCCUGGGACGUUUGCAUUUGCAGAGUGGCUAGUUGAACAUAGAUCCUGGCUGGAAGGUCAGAGGAUACUUGAGUUAGGCAGCGGAACUGGUGCAUUGGCUAUCUUUAUACACAAAUCAUUGAAGCUUGAUAUCACGACAUCAGAUUAUGAUGACAAAUCUAUCGAGGAGAAUAUAUCCCAUAACUUCCAAGCCAACGGAAUUUCACCUGCCCAUCCUCAUUUAAACCAUACAUGGGGAGAUGCCUUUCCGAUUCCCAACCCACACUGGGACCUUAUAAUUGCAAGUGAUAUCCUGCUGUAUGUUAAACAGUAUCCAAAUUUGAUCAAAACACUGUCAUAUCUGCUGAAAACGUAUACACCUGAAGUUAUUGACUCUGAUUCUACAGGUUAUGAACAACAUGAUGUGUUGCCUGCAUUGCCCAGACC
This is a messenger RNA of Cuscuta epithymum, 781 nucleotides long. Lineage: Eukaryota; Viridiplantae; Streptophyta; Magnoliopsida; Solanales; Convolvulaceae. The record is from the annotation of a GenBank genome assembly.